Messenger RNA from Nannospalax galili (Upper Galilee mountains blind mole rat), 1299 nucleotides. RefSeq names its product antigen-presenting glycoprotein CD1d. Gene Ontology annotation, biological process: antigen processing and presentation, exogenous lipid antigen via MHC class Ib; antigen processing and presentation, endogenous lipid antigen via MHC class Ib; positive regulation of T cell mediated cytotoxicity. The record is from RefSeq and is a predicted model, not a curated record. NCBI's taxonomy places the organism in Eukaryota, Metazoa, Chordata, Mammalia, Rodentia, Spalacidae. Gene Ontology annotation, molecular function: exogenous lipid antigen binding; lipopeptide binding; endogenous lipid antigen binding. Gene Ontology annotation, cellular component: external side of plasma membrane.
AUGUGGUACUUACUGCUUUGGGUGCUUUCCAAUGUUCACGGAAGAUCUGAUGGUGAGUGGAAGGAGGGUACACCAAUAUGCGCUGAAAAGGGUGGAGAGAUGGAGGAGGAUUGGGAGAGCCAUGUGAAUGUGAGCCCAAAGUUCACAGAUCAGAGGAAGAAUGAGCUGCGGCUGGUCAGAGCCCCAGCACAGUUCAGAACUCCCGCGCUGUACCCUUCCUUAUCAGUCGCAUCUAUGGUUGUUCUUUUUCCUCAUGCUGUCUGCACAUUUGAUCACUCUCUACGCUCAUUCAGCUUUCACUGUUUUCUAGUCUGGCAAAAUAAUUUCCGCUUCUGCUGCCUGCAGAUCUCCUCCUUGGCCAACAGCAGCUGCACUCGCACAGACAGCUCAGCCUGGCUGGAGCAAUGCUUCAGAGCCAUCAUUUCUGUAAAGCCAUGGUCCCAGGGCCGAUUUAGUUACCAGCAGUGGGAGAAGCUGCAGCAUUUAUUUCGUGUUUAUCGAAGCAGCUUCACCAGGGACAUAUAGGAAUUCGCCAAAAUGCUACCUAACUUUGGCUAUCCCAUUCAGCUCCAGUUGUCUGCUGGAUGUGAACUGUACCCUGGAAAUGCCUCAGAAAACUUUCUCCAUGUAGAAUUUCAAGGAGAAUAUAUCCUGAGUUUCGGGGGAACUUCCUGAAAGAAAGCCCCAGAGGCCCCAUUUUGUAAAAAGUUGGCCAUCAAAGUGCUCAGUGAUGAUAAAGGGACCAGGGAAAUUGUGCAAUUGCUCCUGGAUGACACCUGUCCCCACCUUGUCUGUGGCUUUCUAGAGGCAGGGAAGACAAAACUGGAGAAGCAACAGAAACCUGAGGCUUGGCUGUCAAGUGGCCCCAGCCCUGGACUUGGCCAUCUGAAGCUGGUGUGUCAUGUCUCUGGCUUCUACCCAAAGCCUGUGUGAGUGAUGUGGAUGCAGGGUGAGUAGGAGCAGCAGGAUACUCAGAGACGUGAUAUCCUGCCCAAUGCCGAUGGAACAUGGUAUCUUCAAGAAGCCCUGGAUGUGAAGGCUAGAUAGGCAGCUGGCUGCUGGAUGAAGCACAGGAGUCUAGGGGAGCAGGACAUCACUCUCUACUGGGGUAGCAGACAUUUAUCCAUAGGCUUGAUCAUUUUGGCAAUGCCGGCAUGUCUGCUGUCCCAUUUUGUGUUCAUUCUGGGCUUAACCUUCUGGAUCCGAAGGGACUGCUCUUAUCAAGAUCUCCUGGGAUUCUUCCUUACUCCUACCUCUCCUGGAACUCGGGUACUCAACUUUCUAGGACUUCAGUCCUAG